GAUUAUUAUUUUUUUCUUUUAAUGGAAAAUUAUAAAAAAUCCCCCCACAAGUUAUGGAAGAAAGGCCCGGCCAGAGGCAAGGGCGGGCCCCAGAACAACACGUGCGAGUAUCGCGGGGUCCGGCAAAGGACUUGGGGCAAAUGGGUAGCCGAGAUCCGGGAGCCCAAGAAGAGGACGAGGCUAUGGCUCGGGUCCUAUGCCACCGCUGAGGAGGCGGCGAUGGCAUACGAUGAGGCCGCGCGACGAUUAUAUGGUCCCGACGCGCACCUCAACCUCCCACACUUGAGAUCGAGCUUUAACCCCUUUAACAAAUCUCAAAAAUUCAAAUGGUUCCCGUCGAGUAAUAACUACCCGGCGACGGUGCCCCACACCGGACUCUUGAACUUGACGGCACAGCCGAGCGUCCACGUCAUUCACCAAAGGUUGCAAGAACUCAAGAAAGGGGAGGUUUUCGGACAAGAAUCCUCGUCGAGUUCAUCGUCGAGUGAUCCCAAAAACGAGCACGUCGACGUCGACGUGCAUGAUCGAAUUUUGGAGAAAGAUAUCGAAUUCUCGUCCGAGCGAAAAAUGAUCGACUGCGAAGAGAAGCCUCAAAUCGAUCUCAACGAGUUCCUCGAGCAACUCGGGAUUUUUAAAACCGAGGAUCUUAAUAGAAACGAGAGUCUUAUAGGAAUCCAAUCCACAACGUCGAGAGAUGACAACGAGGAUAGAUUUGGUAAGAACUUCGAUUUGAAUACGAUGAGCGAAUUCUCUGGAGACGAAUACGGUGGCACUUUAAAUUUAUCGUAUCAAGACAACAACAAGUCGAUCUUACCUCCAUAUUUAUUGUAUUUUUGAGUAGAUUUGAUCGAAGAGGAUUCUAUAUGUGUAGUCAUAAAAUUCGAUGAGCCGAAGCUACAUUAGACGUUUGUUCCAAGUUCGAACAC
Molecule: messenger RNA, 926 nt
Organism: Andrographis paniculata
Lineage: Eukaryota; Viridiplantae; Streptophyta; Magnoliopsida; Lamiales; Acanthaceae
Product: dehydration-responsive element-binding protein 2F-like
Exons: 1
Coding region: 22-837 (271 amino acids)
Biological process (GO): positive regulation of DNA-templated transcription; response to stress
Cellular component (GO): nucleus
Molecular function (GO): DNA-binding transcription factor activity; transcription cis-regulatory region binding
Source: RefSeq, a predicted model, not a curated record